CGCACACUUCCCUCGACACCCUCCCGACCACACCCCGCCUUUCACCCCUUCACCAGCGAAUACUCCCCACAGCAAACAUGGCUGAUUCUCUCACCGAGGAGCAAGUCUCCGAGUUCAAGGAGGCCUUUUCCCUGUUUGACAAGGAUGGCGAUGGUCAGAUCACCACCAAGGAACUGGGCACCGUGAUGCGCUCCCUGGGCCAGAACCCCAGCGAGUCUGAGCUGCAGGACAUGAUCAACGAGGUCGACGCCGACAACAACGGCACCAUCGACUUCCCAGAAUUCCUCACCAUGAUGGCCCGCAAGAUGAAGGACACCGACUCCGAGGAGGAGAUCCGGGAAGCGUUCAAGGUCUUUGACCGCGAUAACAACGGCUUCAUUUCCGCCGCCGAGCUGCGCCACGUAAUGACCUCCAUCGGCGAGAAGCUGACCGACGACGAGGUCGACGAGAUGAUCCGGGAGGCUGACCAGGACGGCGAUGGCCGAAUUGACUACAACGAGUUCGUCCAGCUCAUGAUGCAGAAAUAAGCGUUUGAGGGUUUGCGUUCUUGGAUGAUUAUGGCUAUCAUGACGGUGACGACAGUUGAGAAGUGACUACGAGUACACGGAGCGGGGGUUUUCUUCUUGAAGAACCGGUUCGAUUGCUUGCAACCUUGCCUAUGUCUCUGGGAGACUGGUCUAUAUCCUCAAUCCAUCUC
Molecule: messenger RNA, 697 nt
Organism: Dothidotthia symphoricarpi CBS 119687
Lineage: Eukaryota; Fungi; Ascomycota; Dothideomycetes; Pleosporales; Dothidotthiaceae
Product: EF-hand protein
Exons: 5
Coding region: 78-527 (149 amino acids)
Biological process (GO): spindle pole body organization
Cellular component (GO): central plaque of spindle pole body
Molecular function (GO): calcium ion binding; enzyme regulator activity
Source: RefSeq, a predicted model, not a curated record